Molecule: messenger RNA, 729 nt
Organism: Parascedosporium putredinis
Lineage: Eukaryota; Fungi; Ascomycota; Sordariomycetes; Microascales; Microascaceae
Source: the annotation of a GenBank genome assembly
AUGGAGUCGGAUUUAUUAUCAAAGAAACUGAGGUUCGUCCCGUUUGAUAGCGGGAGCUCUGAACACGCGGAACGGCUGCGGCUGCAACGGGUCGCCUGCGGAUGGGCCGAGGACAUGAUUGAGCCAUGGAGGCAGGCGCACGAGGCAGGGACAAAGGGGAUUUACUGGCUUGUAUUGAGAGACGACCUUCCAGACGCGGGCAACCUCAUUGAGAAGCACCGCAGCAAGUAUCCAGACGAACGGUUUCCGCUGAUCGAUACAUCAGCCUCGGUGCUGGGCUCCGGCCGGACGCCAACGGCCGCCGAGAUCCUCCCCGUCGGGCACAUCGCCAUCGAGCGGCAGCCGGCCAAGGACAAGUAUCUCGGCCUGGCCGCCGGGGAGGUGGCGUGGAUCACCUCGCUGUACCUCUCGUACGCGAUGCACAACCGCGGGCUGGGCCGGGACGCCAUGAGGUGGGCCGAGGAGGCUCUCGCGCGAGAGCCGUUUGGAGCGCGUGUGGCGUAUCUAGACACGACGGACAAGAGCUUUCAGCUCCAGGAACACGUGGUUCACGCUGCUUAUACGGAGCGGGGCCACGCUGUGCCCGAGGCUCUUAGGUCCAACGAGGAGUGGUACCGGCAUCAGGGGUACGAGGUGGUGCGGAGGAAGGCGGACGGGUAUCCCUGGGUUACUCAGGAUGGUGAAAAGAUUGACAUUCCCUUGGUCUUUCUGAAGAAGCAGCUGGCAUGA